Molecule: messenger RNA, 1712 nt
Organism: Syzygium oleosum
Lineage: Eukaryota; Viridiplantae; Streptophyta; Magnoliopsida; Myrtales; Myrtaceae
Product: auxin-responsive protein IAA9
Exons: 6
Coding region: 270-1400 (376 amino acids)
Biological process (GO): regulation of DNA-templated transcription
Cellular component (GO): nucleus
Molecular function (GO): protein binding
Source: RefSeq, a predicted model, not a curated record
UGCUUUUGUUGCUUCCUGAUUAAUGGAAGGUCCUUAAUCUCUCUGUCUCUGGCUCUGUCUCUCUCUCUCUCUGCGGUUCGUGCAUUUUCUUUGUUUUGGGCGAGAAGGGUGCUUCGGCUUCGCUCGUAUUUGGCCAUUUCACAAGUUUCACUGAGUGCAAUUUUAGUUGGAGAGCCUUCAAUUCAAAGAAAUACAAACUCUUGGUUGUACUUAUAUCCUCGUCACUGAUGUGCAGUUCAAGAGAAUAGAUUGAUUGUCUUUCAAGUCUGAUGUCUCCACCACUUCUGGGUGUGGAGGAAGGGGGUGGCAAAACCUCUACAGUAGCCACCUCACCCUCCAUAGAUGGCGUUUCUCAUGACUGCUUGGGGUUGAAGGAGCGAAACUAUCUGGGUUUGUCCGACUGUUCUUCAGUUGAUAGCUCUGCAGUCUCAAGCUUGUCUGACGAGAGUAAAAGCAAUCUGAAUCUAAAGGCUACUGAGUUGAGGCUUGGUCUCCCUGGAUCUCUAUCUCCUGAAAGAGAACCGAAACUGUGCUUGCUGAACACUGGAAAACUUGACGAGAAGCCAUUGUUUCCUUUGCUUCCUUCAAAGGAUGGGAUCUGCUUGUCGCUUCCGAAGAAUAUUGCUUCAGGAAACAAAAGAGGAUUCUCUGACACCAUAGAUGAGUUCUCAGACCUGAAGAGCUCUAAAUACACCGAGGGAAACUGGAUGUUUCAUGCAACUGGACCUGCUUCUGAAACUGCACAGUCUGGAGGCCAAGGAAAGUUUCCUGGUAAUGCAGGGCUGAAGGCAAUGCUCCCAUCAAGGACUUCUGGGGCCCAAUCGGCCAUGCCGAAGGAGGCACUCCCAAAACCAGCAUCAGAAUGCCCUCGUGCUCUUAAUGGAACGGGGGUUAAUCAGACGAGAGCUUCAAACAAUGCUCCAGCUGCCAAGGCUCAGGUCGUUGGUUGGCCUCCUAUUAGAUCAUACAGAAAGAAUACAUUGGCUACUACUUCAAAGGACAAUGACGAGGUUGAUGGCAAACCAGGUCCUGGUGCUCUUUUUGUGAAGGUUAGCAUGGAUGGUGCUCCUUAUCUGAGGAAGGUAGAUCUGAGGAAUUACUCUGCAUAUCAGGAGUUAUCUUCUUCUCUGGAGAAGAUGUUCAGCGGAUUCACCAUAGGUCAAUGCGGAUCUAAUGGAACUCCAGCAAGAGAAAUGCUGAACGAGAGUAAACUGCGAGAUUUCCUGCAUGGAUCGGAGUAUGUUCUUACUUAUGAGGACAAGGAUGGCGACUGGAUGCUUGUCGGGGAUGUCCCCUGGGAGAUGUUCAUUGAUUCAUGCAAGCGGCUGAAGAUUAUGAAGGGUGCUGAUGCUAUUGGACUAGCACCUAGAGCGGUGGAAAAGUCGAAGGCAAGAAACUAGCGCAGGUUACUAUGCUUGCCUAGUUACGUCUGUCUGUCUACUGGAGUGGUAAAUGUGGAGAUAUUUGUUUGUUAAUGGGAAAGAGUACUACUCGGCUUGGUGCUAAUGUCCAUCAUGAGUCUUUGUUUAUUGCCUGAAAAUGUUGUCGUUGUUAAUCUGAAGUCUGUCUCAACCCUACGAUUGUUGUAAGUACUUUCAUAAGUUGCUAGAAGAAUUUGUGCUUGUUGGAAUUUUAGUGACCCAGUAGAAUUCUUGGUUCUCUGUGUGUAUGUGAUAAGAUUGUUCCUGUCAGAAAGAGAUCUGUUGGAUCCA